This is a messenger RNA of Chinchilla lanigera (long-tailed chinchilla), 2424 nucleotides long. It is a transcript of the gene Top1mt, whose product is annotated as topoisomerase (DNA) I, mitochondrial. Gene Ontology annotation, cellular component: chromosome; mitochondrial nucleoid. Gene Ontology annotation, biological process: DNA replication; DNA topological change. The coding region runs from base 73 to 1569 and encodes 498 amino acids. The record is from RefSeq and is a predicted model, not a curated record. NCBI's taxonomy places the organism in Eukaryota, Metazoa, Chordata, Mammalia, Rodentia, Chinchillidae. Gene Ontology annotation, molecular function: DNA binding; DNA topoisomerase type I (single strand cut, ATP-independent) activity. The transcript has 11 exons.
CCGGGGGGAAGGGUAGGCGGGGCUGGGACGAGCCGGCAGCGUUGCUUUCCUACAAGAAAAACCUCAGAGCCGAUGAAGGCUGGCGUGCUGCGGGGCUUCCGCAGGGUGGUGCGCUUGCGGCUCGGGAACGCUUCCUGCCGCUGGGCCUCGGGGACCCAGCCGAAGGCCUGCAGAGCUGGGCGGGAAGAGAAGCAGAGCAAGGACAGAGUGAAGUGGAGACAGCUGGAACACAGAGGCCCGUGCUUCGCCCCUGCCUAUGAGCCCCUUCCUGAGCGAGUGCGCUUCUUUUAUGACGGAAAGCCCAUGAAGUUGAGCCUGGCAGCUGAGGAGGUCGCCACUUUUUAUGGGAAAAUGUUGGAUCGUGAAUAUACAACAAAGGAAGUUUUCCAGAAUAACUUCUUCAAUGACUGGCGGAAGGAAAUGACAGUAGAGGAGAGAUGCCUCAUCAAGCACCUGGACAAGUGUGACUUCACGGAGAUCCACAGGCACUUCGUGGAGAAAGCUGCAGCCUGGCGAGCCCUCCCCAGGGAGGAGAAGCAGAAGCUAAAAGAAGAGGCAGAAAAACUUAAGCAAGAGUUUGGCUACUGUACUGUAGAUGGCCACCGGGAAAAGAUAGGCAAUUUCAAGACAGAGCCGCCUGGGCUGUUUUGUGGCCGUGGUGACCAUCCCAAGAUGGGGAUGCUGAAGAGGAGAAUCAGGCCGGAGGAUGUGGUCAUCAACUGCAGCAGGGACUCAAAGAUCCCUGAGCCCCCAGCAGGUCAUCAGUGGAAAGAAGUACGCUCGGAUAACACAGUCACAUGGCUGGCGGCAUGGACAGAGAAUGUCCAGAAUUCCAUCAAGUACAUCACACUGAACCCCAGCUCCAAGCUGAAGGGGGAAAAAGAUUGGCAGAAGUACGAAACAGCUCGACGCCUGAAAGGGGUUGUAGAUGAGAUCCGCUCUCAAUAUUGGACCGACUGGAAGUCUCGGGAAAUGAAGACAAGACAGCGGGGGGUGGCUCUUUAUUUCAUCGAUAAGUUGGCGCUGAGAACUGGAAACGAGAAGGAGGAGGGUGAAACAGCUGACACGGUGGGCUGCUGCUCUCUCCGCAUGGAGCAUGUCCGACUACACAUGCACGCCGAUGGCCACAAGCACGUUGUGGAGUUGGACUUCCCAGGAAAGGACUCAAUCCGCUACUAUAACCGUGUGCCGGUGGAGAAGCCUGUGUUCCGGAACUUGCAGCUGUUCAUGGAGAACAAGGACCCUGGGGAAGACCUCUUUGACAAACUGACUAAAGUCAGGCAUGGCCUGGGGAGAUCUUGUCUCCAGGGAAGCCAUGUUGAUGGCGGCCAUCUCUUCCCACAUGACCAGACUUCCAGCCUGAAUAAGCACCUGCAGGACUUGAUGGAUGGGCUGACAGCCAAGGUGUUCCGUACCUACAACGCCUCCACUGUCCUCCAGGAGCAGCUGCGGGUGCUGACCAGAGCUCCCAGGCCAGGCUUGCUGAGGAGAUGUGCGGCCAUUUGGAUGUGGCAUGAACUCAGAACUGUUGAAUCCAAGCUGUCCCCACCAUACCUCGAGCAGUGGUAGAGGAUGACUAACGGGCCCCAUGUGACCCUGGGGACAUCCCCGGAGAGCCAGGGCAGGUUCCACUGGUGUAUAUAUGAGGGAGUCCCAGGCAGAGGAAAACCCUUAGGGGGCCAGUUGGAUCAGGGCAUCCUGGCAGACCAGGCCCAUGUCCAGAGGCGUCUGUAAACCCUGUGGAACUGGCUGCCCUGGUCUGGGGAUGCCUAGACUUGGGAGGAAGAAGUGUGAGAACAAGUGGCCACUUGGACAGGUGACUUGAGGAGGGACCAAAGCACCCUGCGCCUCAGUUUCCUGAUAGGAAAACAGAAGUAGUGUUGGUAUUGCCAGGUGAAGCCAGGUGCUAGGUGCACUGGUAAUAGGCUUCGGUGCUGGGUUUUUUUUUUUGGUACCGGGAGUUGAACUUACAGACUUGCCCUUGCCAGGCAGGCGCUUGUGCCGCUGAGCUAUAUCCCCGGCCCCCUGGCUUCUGUGCUGUUAUGGGGCUCCCCAAGGGAGGACCCAGACUGCACUGCACAGAUGGAUGCCUAGCUUUUCCCUUCCUUGGAGCCCUCUCUGCUGCCAGGCUGUAGACCACCCUAGAGAUUGGGGUUGCCCAGGGGCUAGUCUGAUCUGCUCCUCCUGCAGCUCUACCAGUAAGACAGAGCUGGGUCCCCCAGGAAGCUGGGUGCUGCUGGGUGCCUUCCCACCUCCCAAGUCUGCUCCUGAGGUUAAACCACUGGGUUCAUGGGGCCACUUUAAAUAGUUCACUGACCCUUGACCCUCCGUCUCUUCCCCACAAGAGGUCCUUGUGGAAGGGGCCUUAGUUUGCAAGGUGUUCAGAAAGGCUGAACACGUAGAGUGACAGUGGCUGCUGUUUUU